Laccaria bicolor S238N-H82 is the source of this 369-nucleotide messenger RNA. RefSeq lists its product as uncharacterized. NCBI's taxonomy places the organism in Eukaryota, Fungi, Basidiomycota, Agaricomycetes, Agaricales, Hydnangiaceae. Bases 1 to 369 code for a protein of 122 amino acids. The record is from RefSeq and is a predicted model, not a curated record. The transcript is spliced from 2 exons.
AUGACCCUCUCUAAGAUCACCUCUGAUGGUGUAUAUCGCAUCAAAGUCCUCAACAAGGACUCAUACGCAAAAUAUAUUCAUGACAAACCUGCUGACCCAUGGGUCAAGCUCACAAGCCUCGACACUUCCUCUAACGAGCAAAAGGUUUCAUUCUGUGCCUACCCAUGCAACUACUGGAAGAUCUCAGCUGUCUCGGGAAAGACGAACGUCUACACCAUCACAAAUGUCGUGAACAUCGCCGGUCUCAACUACAAGAGAACCUCAGAGACGUACUGGGGAUAUGGAUAUCCGCAACCCAAGGCGAAUGCUGCGUCUCUGAACUGGAAUAUUCAAGAGUCGACGAUUGGUGGAACUAAAUAUGCCACGUAG